AUGGAAGAUAUAAAGUCAAGUGUGGAACUGAAAAGCACUCAGGAGCCAUCUGCGCCCCCAGAAGGUCCAGUGGUUUUGAAUGACUACGAUUUAACUAAACCUCAUGAGAUAGAAAAUGUGGAUAGUACGGAAGGCCCAGCUGAUGAAGAUGAAGCCAUGGAAGAUAAUUCGAUGAAAGUGAAAGAUGAAUACAGUGAAAGGGAAGAAACUGUUCUAAAGCCGGAGUCCAUGGGAAAUGCGGAAGAGUCUGAAAUUCCCUACAACUAUGCCAGAGACUAUAAUGACUAUGACAACAUUAAGUUGGAGAGGCACAUGGUCGCCUAUGAGAACAGCAGACCAGCCAGUGGGAAGAUGAACUGUGACGUGUGUGGGUUAUCCUGCAUCAGCUUCAACGUCCUCAUGGUGCACAAGCGGAGCCACACGGGUGAACGCCCGUUCCAGUGCAAUCAAUGUGGGGCAUCUUUUACUCAGAAAGGUAACCUCCUCCGCCACAUAAAACUGCACACAGGGGAAAAACCUUUCAAGUGUCACCUCUGCAACUACGCCUGCCAGAGAAGAGAUGCGCUCACAGGUCACCUGAGGACACACUCUGUGGAGAAACCCUAUAAAUGUGAGUUUUGUGGGAGGAGUUACAAGCAGAGAAGUUCCCUUGAGGAGCACAAGGAACGCUGCCGGACAUUCCUUCAGAGCGACCUGGCUGAGACGGCAAGUGCGGAGGCAAGACAUAUCAAAGCAGAGAUGGGAAGUGAAAGAGCUCUCGUCCUGGACAGAUUAGCAAGCAAUGUGGCCAAAAGAAAAAGCUCAAUGCCUCAAAAAUUUAUUGGUGAGAAGCGUCCCUGCUUUGACUACAACCCCAGCUACACCUAUGAGAAAGAGAGCGAACUCAUCCAGACACGGAUGAUGGACCAGGCCAUCAACAGCGCUAUCAGUUACCUGGGGGCCGAAGCCCUGCGCCCCCUGGUCCAGACCCCUCCCGCCCCCACCUCUGAGAUGGUACCCGUGAUCAGCAGCGUGUACCCACUCGCACUCACCCAUGCCGAGAUGCCCAACGGCGCCCCCCAAGAUCCAGAGAAGAAACACAUCCUCUUGCCGGAGAAGAGCCUGACUUCAGAACGUGGCCUGUCCCCCAAUAACAGUGGCCAGGACUCCACAGACACCGAUAGCAACCAUGAAGAACGCCAGCACCCCAUGUUCCAGCACAACCCCAUGGUCCCUGCCCGGGCCCGCAAUGGCAUGGCCCUGCUGAAGGAGGUUCCCCGCUCCUAUGAACUCCUCAAGCCCCCACCCAUCUGCCCCAGAGACCCCAUUCGAGUGAUCAACAAAGAGGGAGAGGCGCUCGACGUGUACCGGUGCGACCACUGCCGUGUGCUCUUUCUGGAUUGCGUCAUGUUUACCAUCCACAUGGGCUGCCAUGGCUUCCGUGACCCCUUCGAGUGUAACAUUUGUGGUUACCGGAGCCAUGACCGCUACGAGUUCUCUUCCCACAUCACCCGAGGGGAGCACCGAGUGGCACUGAAGUGAAGA
This is a messenger RNA of Suncus etruscus (white-toothed pygmy shrew), 1524 nucleotides long. RefSeq names its product IKAROS family zinc finger 3 (gene IKZF3). The record is from RefSeq and is a predicted model, not a curated record. Gene Ontology annotation, molecular function: RNA polymerase II cis-regulatory region sequence-specific DNA binding; DNA-binding transcription factor activity. Lineage: Eukaryota; Metazoa; Chordata; Mammalia; Eulipotyphla; Soricidae. The coding region runs from base 1 to 1521 and encodes 506 amino acids. The transcript has 8 exons. Gene Ontology annotation, biological process: regulation of transcription by RNA polymerase II.